Molecule: messenger RNA, 2210 nt
Organism: Aspergillus homomorphus CBS 101889
Lineage: Eukaryota; Fungi; Ascomycota; Eurotiomycetes; Eurotiales; Aspergillaceae
Product: lysophospholipase family protein
Exons: 1
Coding region: 169-2076 (635 amino acids)
Biological process (GO): glycerophospholipid catabolic process
Cellular component (GO): cytosol; intracellular membrane-bounded organelle
Molecular function (GO): A2-type glycerophospholipase activity
Source: RefSeq, a predicted model, not a curated record
CCCAAGGCUUUCCGGGGGGUCCGCAGAUCGCCUGUUCCUCUCCUCCAAUAUAAGAGAAUUAGGGAUUUCCCUUUGCAUCUUUUCCUUCCCUCUUUUUCUCUCGUCCUUGACGCCUGUCUCUCGCUCUCCGAUCGUCAGGAUUCCCCCCUGGCUUCUCCCCUGUCGAUCAUGAAGCUAUCUCUGUUCGUCGCGGCAGCGGCCGGCGUCGCCAAUGCCGCCACUUUGCCUCCGGCCGCUGUCGAGCCUGCCCUCGAGCUGGCGGUCCGGGCCCUUCCCAAUGCCCCCGAUGGUUACACUCCCGACAACGUUACGUGCCCGUCCACCCGGCCCAGCAUCCGCGACGCCGAUACUCUCUCCACUAACGAGACCGAGUGGCUCAAGGUGCGCCGCAAGGUCACCCUGCAGCCCAUGAAGGACUUCCUCGGUCGGUUGAACUUAAGUGGCUUUGACGUCACCUCUUAUCUUAACACCCACUCGAGCAACAUCUCUAACAUCCCCAACAUUGCCGUGGCUGCCUCGGGUGGUGGCUACCGUGCGCUGACCAACGGCGCGGGUGGCCUGAAGGCCUUCGACAGCCGCACGGAGAACUCCACCAACGCUGGUCAGUUGGGAGGCCUGCUGCAGUCGGCCACCUAUGUCUCCGGGUUGAGUGGUGGUAGCUGGCUGGUCGGCUCCAUGUUCGUCAACAACUUCUCCACCAUCAGCAAUCUGCAAGCUAGCGACCGGGUUUGGGGAUUUUCCAAGUCUUUGCUCGAGGGUCCCAACUACGACACCAUUCAGAUUCUGAGCACCUACGAGUAUUGGAAGACUAUUACCGACCAGGUCGAUGGCAAGUCGGGUGCCGGAUUUAACACUUCGUUCUCCGACUACUGGGGUCGCGCCCUUUCCUUCCAGCUGGUCAAUUCCUCCAAGGAUAACGGUGGUGCCGACUACACCUGGUCUUCCAUUUCCCUGAUGGACGACUUCAAGAACGGCCAGUACCCGAUGCCGAUCGUUGUCAUGGACGGCCGCAACCCCGGUGAGGUCAUCAUCGAGAGCAACGCUACAGUCUAUGAGGUGACCCCGUGGGAGUUCGGCUCCUGGGAUCCGACUGUCUACGCCUUCGCACCAUUGGAAUACAUGGGUUCGAGAUUCGAGAACGGUAAGGUGUCGGAGAACGGCACCUGCGUGCGAGGCUUCGACAACGCCGGCUUCAUCAUGGGCUCGUCCUCGACCCUCUUCAACCAGUUCUUGCUGCAGAUCAACAGCACCAGCAUCCCGACUAUCUUUAAGAAUGCCUUGACCGAUAUUCUCGAAGAUCUCGGUGACAAGGGUGACGACAUCGCUGUCUACUCCCCUAACCCGUUCUACGGCUACCGUGAGGCCAGCGAAGACUACGCUACCACCCCGUCCCUGGAUGUUGUCGACGGUGGUGAGGAUGGCGAGAACAUCCCUCUGCACCCGCUCAUUCAGCCCAACCGCCACGUCGACGUGAUUUUUGCAAUUGACUCGUCCGCUGAUACUGACUCCUUCUGGCCUAACGGCACCUCGCUGGUGGCCACCUACCAGCGAAGCUUGAACAGCUCUGGCAUUGGCAACGGCACCAUCUUCCCCCCGGUCCCCGACGUGAACACUUUCGUCAACUUGGGCCUGAACAAGCGCCCGACCUUUUUCGGCUGCGACCCGAAGAAUCUCUCUGGUCCCGCGCCGCUCGUCGUCUACCUGGCCAACUCGCCCUACACCUACGACUCGAACUUCUCCACCUUCAAGCUGACCUACUCGGACGAGGAGCGCGACAACGUCAUCACCAACGGCUACAACGUGGUGACCCAGGGUAACGGCACCCUCGACUCGAACUGGACGUCGUGCGUCGCCUGUGCCAUCCUGCAGCGCUCGACCUACCGCACUAACACCACCCUGCCCGAGAUCUGUACCACCUGCUUCAACGACUACUGCUGGAAUGGAACGACCAACAGCACCACGCCGGGCGAGUAUGAGCCCACCAUGUUCCUGACGACCAGCGGGUCCGGCAAGAAUGUCCUGCACCGCACGGCGGCCGGUCUGGCCUUUGCCGUGACUAUGUUUUUGGCUUACUAGAUGGAGUUGUGAAUUUUGGGAGGGAGAUUAAGCUUCAUGUACAAACAUUGAUAGUUUUGGAAGAUGCUGUUGAUAGUAAUGGAUGUGAUGAAGGUACGAUUGAUGGCUGUAUUUUCGGUAUUAUUGCUUAGGAU